AUGGAUGCACCUCGACCGUGUCAUGUUCUUGACCGUCGACGACACGACCAUCACGCUCAUCCCAAGAUUCCGAGUGACACGUGAAGAUGACAAUACGUGGACGCUACAUAUCCGCCAGGUCACGCCGGCGGAUACGGGUUACUACGUGUGUCAGGUCAAUAUGGAGCCAACUAUCAACCAGGUCGGAUACGUGCAGGUCGUCGUCCCCCCGGAAUUCAUCGACGAGGAGAGCAGUCCCUCCCACGUAGCGGUGCAAGAGGGGAAUGACGUCCGGCUGGUGUGCAGGGCCAAAGGUGUCCCCAAACCGAGCAUUCACUGGACCCGAGAAGAUGGGAAGACAUUCACCACCAUGCGAGGAAAUCAAGUGAGGAAAAUCGAGAGUGAGGAGCUCGUGCUGAACGGCGUUACAAGGAAAGACAUGGGGGCUUAUCUCUGCAUAGCCUCCAACAAGGUUCCUCCGUCGAUAAGCAAACGCAUCGUUCUGGAGAUACACUUCCAGCCCCUGAUCACAGUGCCAAACCAGCUGGUCGGCGCACCCGUUGACACCACCGUGACCCUCGAGUGCCAGGUCUCCGCCUUCCCCAACGCCGUGCACUUCUGGCGUUUCAAGAGCCAGCUUCUGAUCAACUCGACGCGACAGGAAACUCAGGAGAUUAAGAACGGAUACAAGACCACUAUGAGAUUAUCUUUGAGGAAUCUUCGUGGGAGCGAUUUUGGGACGUAUGUCUGCGCCGCCAAGAACUCGCUGGGGGAGACGGAGAGUAAUGUGAGGCUGUACGAGAUUGUGGUUCCUCGGGGUUCAGACGACCGAGAAGAUGAGACCCACGACGAAUUAGUCCUUCCUGAGCACCACAAUGACGUCCGACCCAUAGAGCCUUGGAGACGGUCAGGCACAGACUCAGACUUGGACUCGGACACCUCAGGCUACACACUCAACGAGAACAACUACAUCCGAAAUCGCAGUCCCAUGACCAACGGGGGCGCGGGGGGCAUCCGUGGCAGCAGUACCAGCGGCAGAGCGGGCAUGAGCAGCAGCACCAGUGGCAUCAGCAGCAGCAGCACCCCCGCGUAUGCCUCCCUCUCGGUGUCCAGGGGCGUACUGGCGGGUUUGCUGCUUGUAUUCGCCCACGGUGUCCUCGUUGGAACAGCCUCGAUAAGCCCCGCCCUCCCGCGAGGAUUCAUGGGCCCCAUGUGACAGGCGUCGUGGAGGCGAUGAGAGGCGAGGGCCAGUCGUGGGAGUUAAUGAAAAGGGUUAAUAAUGCUCCUUACCAUAUUUUCCUAAAUGUUCCUUCCUUACUGUUACUCUUUUAUUCCCUCUUAAGCGUCUUUGUUUCGCUGUUUCUACGACCUUCCUAUGAUAAGCGCCCCGAAUUGGUUGUUCGGUAGUGAAAGGCUUAACACAGCUCCUUAAGAUUCUUAGAUAUGUCCUCCCUCUUACUGUUUAUCCCUUUCUUCGCUUGAUCGUCUUUUUACUUCCCUCCUCCUUCAUCCUUUCUACCCCUCCUCCCCCAAAAAAGUGGCCAAAUUUGGCUCUCGGUCGUGAAAGGGUUAAAGCUGUUCCCACGAAUUUCCUAAAUGUUCCUCCCUUAACUUUUCGAUCUCUUUAUUACCUUGCCUUUCCCCUCCUUCCGAAUCUUCCCCUUAAACCUACCUACAUCUCUCAUUAGGACAGAGCCUACAUAUCUUUGAAGUGUAUAUAAUAAUUAAGCUUGUGUAGACGAAUUCGUGUGGUUUACACAUCUGUCCUAACUACAAGUAUACUUAUAACAUGUACAGUAUAUAUUUACGUAGGUAUACGUCACUCUUGGGUGGAUGUCGACGAGAAGAGAAACAGAAAUAUAUGUAUAGUGUAUGUGAUCGCUUUUCCAAACAGCUUUAUCAGCAAUACAGUUUAUUGCAGCUGUUCAGAAUAAUAACUGUUCAAAAAAUCAUUGCCAAAUAGCUACUUGACGACGUGAAGUGGUGAGAUACCUUUUUUUUUCAUUACAGCUCUAGAGCGAAAUAAUUGUAUGUGUGUGCUUGUUUCUGUGUUCGUGUAUGUGUGUGUGAUUGUGCUUUUUUGUGUUCGUGUAUUUGGUUAAGUGUGUG
Penaeus chinensis is the source of this 2088-nucleotide messenger RNA. RefSeq names its product lachesin-like. Gene Ontology annotation, cellular component: neuron projection. The transcript is spliced from 7 exons. The record is from RefSeq and is a predicted model, not a curated record. The coding region runs from base 5 to 1195 and encodes 396 amino acids. NCBI's taxonomy places the organism in Eukaryota, Metazoa, Arthropoda, Malacostraca, Decapoda, Penaeidae.